Messenger RNA from Ceraceosorus bombacis, 1300 nucleotides. Lineage: Eukaryota; Fungi; Basidiomycota; Exobasidiomycetes; Ceraceosorales; Ceraceosoraceae. The record is from the annotation of a GenBank genome assembly.
AUGAGCUUGCCCGAGCCCCAAUCUCUGCGUCGGAACGAGCGCGAAGACAUGUCGUCGUUCAAGGUCCGUCUGAUCGCAGAGCACAUCGUCAAGCAGGUGGCCAGGCAUCGAUCAGAGGCGCUUGCAGCGUCGAACAGAGGCAGCAGCAACGCCGGAUCGCACGCCAUCAAACCUCUAUUGGUAGGCAUGCAAGGGCCACAAGGCAGCGGUGAGUCGUACGCGCGAUGAGCAAAUGAUCAUGUGGAAUUGCUGCGCUGAUCAUCACCACCCACUCGCUUCGACUUGGCUCGCUCAUAGGCAAGACGACUUUGACAUCCCAGCUGCUGGACGAGCUGAGGACUGCAAGGUACGAUGUGCGCGCUGCCGUCUUCAGUCUGGAUGGUGAGCGAGUAUUGAAGGGACAAGGGCAGGAGAAGGCGGACUGAACACGCUCUGUAGGCUGCGCUGACAUGAUCUGAGCGCCGCCUAGACCUCUACUUGACCCAUGCUGACCAGAAAGCACUAGCUGCUGUGCAUCCCAGCAACAAAUUGCUCGAAGGAAGAGGUCAGCCCGGCACACAUGAUGUGCCGCUUGGCUCCGCCGUCCUUCAAUCGAUAGCCGGCAUGAAUGAGCUUAGCGAAGGCGGGAUUACAGCUCGAGUGCUCGAUCUGCCUGUCUAUGAUAAAUCAGCUCAUGGUGGUGAAGGCGACCGCUCAGGAGAGACUGUGAAGGUGCAUGCACCCCUUGAUGUGGUCAUCUGGGAAGGAUGGUGCAUGGGCUUUGGCUCGCUGGAGCCAGCCGUGCUGCGAGACAAGUACGAUCGCUCAUCGAGUUACGCUCGAACCGGCACAACUUCUGCUUCCGGUGCAUCAUACUUCACCCGGCAUCCGAUCGUGCACCUUCAAGAAGUCAAUUCGCAGCUUGCGUUAUACGAGGCCACCUGGUGGGCUCAGAUCGAUGCUUUUGUUCAGCUGGCACCCACGCCUCCUUCGGGACAAAGAGAUGAAGGUUCAGAAGCUUUGGACACAGUCUUUGUAUGGAGGUUGCAAGCUGAGCGGGCCAUGAAGGAGCGGAAUGGGGGCAAAGGCAUGUCCGACGAAGCUGUAAGAGAAUUUGUCGCGAGGUGAGUGCGCGAGCGAGCCUAGGAGGGCGAGAGGGUCUAGUUGCGAGAGCUCACGCGCUGUGCUGCGCCUCAGAUACAUGCCUGGCUACGAGCUCUUUGGGGAUGGCGUACAGGGGGUGAAGAAGCCCUGGCAUGGCAGAGGCUUGCGACUUGGGCUUGACUCGGACAGGAACGUGACUGAAGUGCGCACCUUCUGA